AUGAGUCAACUAGGAACAGUAUACGCAACAAAAAGAAGACGGAGAAAUGGAAAAAGUCUCAAACCACCACCGAAGGAUGGCGUCACAAAGUCAAAUCCGUCAAAGCGACACAGGGAACGUCUGAAUGCAGAAUUAGAUUUAUUAGCAUCACUUUUACCGUUUGAACAAAAUAUUCUUAGUAAAUUGGAUCGACUGAGUAUUCUUAGGUUAUCUGUUAGUUAUUUAAGGACAAAGAGUUACUUUCAAGUUGUUAUGCAUAAAGACAAAGAAGAAAAUGGAAUUCUGUCGCAUCUCCACAGUCACCACGACAGUUAUCGGGCACGAGAUUUGGGCGCAAUUGAGCAUCACAUGCUCGACGGUGAUAUGUUUCUACAGGCUCUUAAUGGUUUCCUAAUGAUAUUAACAUGUGAGGGUGAAGUUUUUUUCGCAACCCAUAGUAUAGAAAGUUAUUUAGGAUUUCAUCAGUCUGACAUUGUUCACCAAUCUGUAUACGAACUAGUCCAUUCCGAGGAUCGUGAAGAGCUGCAGAGACAACUCAUGUGGAAUUCCUUUCUUCCCGCCGAUUUAACUGGCAUGCCAUUGUCCGAAGCACUCGCUCCCGAUAAAAUUACGCAUCUCGAGCGAAGUUUCACUGUGCGAUUUCGAUGUCUUCUGGAUAAUACGUCGGGAUUUUUACGUUUAGACAUUCGUGGACGUGUUAAAAUCCUUCACGGACAAAACCGAAAGACAGAAGAACCUCCGCUGGGACUUUUCUGUUAUUGCACACCUUUUGGACCUCCAAGCCUUUUGGAAUUGCCUCAAAAGGAAAAUAUGUUCAAGUCUAAACAUAAAUUGGACUUGUCCCUUGUUUCGAUGGAUCAACGAGGCAAACAAGCGCUUGGCUAUUCGGAUUCUGAGUUGGCAAACAUGGGUGGAUACGACUUAGUGCAUUACGACGAUUUGGCUUAUGUUGCAAGUGCGCAUCAAGAAAUGCUCAAAACUGGUGCUUCUGGCAUGAUUGCUUACCGCUACCAAAAGAAAGACGGCACGUGGCAAUGGCUGCAAACCAGUUCGCGUCUCGUCUACAAGAAUUCCAAGCCAGAUUUUGUGAUAUGUACGCAUCGUCAGUUGAUGGAGGAAGAAGGUCGCGACUUGCUCGGCAAACGAACGAUGGACUUUAAAGUUAGUUAUCUCGAUACGGGUCUCUCGUCGAGUUACUUUACGGACACGGAUCAACUGAUAGUUCCUUCGGCGGGUGGCGGAAGUCCAAAUGCGAUCGUACCGCCACCCACAGUGCAUCAACCACGCGCCAAUCGUCGUUACAAAACCCAAUUACGGGAUUUUCUCUCAACUUGUCGCACGAAACGCAAGUCUUCGUCUGCCCAAUCAUCAGUGGGGCAAAUCACACCUCCUACACCCGUCGUUGAGUACAUUCCGGAUGCUUCGGCCGCUGUUGCUGCUUCAUACUCUAAUUUGAAUCCAAUGUAUCCGUCGCCGUAUGCUGCGGGAGCUGAAAACUUUUACAUUCAGCAUUCGUAUCCUGGGGUCACGGAAAACCUUUUUCACCAGUAUCGAUUGCAAGGUGUGGGAAGUUACUAUCCGGAUUACCAUCAUUCGCCGACAUCAACGUCUUACAUGACAGCAAACGGUUUCCUGCCGUACGAGAGCCCGUACGGAAUUAGUGCCACAGCCAAAGAAGAAAAAUGGAAUGAAAACUCAAAAUACUACGGAGGAAGUGACAAUAGGGUUUACAGCGGGUAUACGAGUCCAGCUCAGGUAAUUCAGCCUACGCCUCAUCACAAGACUCCAAAAACGUCACCUCCAGUAAUUGAUGCGGUAUCAUGUUCCUCUGGCGGGCCAUCGCCCGUUACAACCCACAAUAUCCAAACGCCCAAUAGCAAUAAUUCGACGUCAACGAAUAACAACAACAUUCCACCAACGCCUCCAAAUUCGAAUUCCUCCAACGGGAUUCUCGCUGUCACGCCAAAAAUUGAGCAUUCACCACCAAUUUCCACGCAAAGCCAAUACGAACGACAAACAGUCUUGAUGUGGGGAGCCUCCAACAACAAUAGUUCACGAUCGCCAAAUACGACGCCAACGUCAAAUGGGGCAGCUGCCUACCAAGAGCAUCACGUAAAACAGACGCCAAGUCAUCAAAUAUCUCCGACGUCGGAAGAUAGUCAUCAUGCUUCGUCGGCGGCGACACCGGGAUCACUCUCGUCUCACUUGAAAUGGAAUGGCAUAACCAAAGAUGUCCCGCCCGGCGUUCAUGUUUAUCCAUUGCACCAGCAUCACGAGCUAAAUGUUGAUCAUUCGGCCGCCAUGUACCAACAAGCGUUGUCGCAUCACUCGGCUGGCGGACACUUGGACCACUCGUUGCAUCAAGGGCAAAAUGCACAAAAUAACUGCGAGGUCAUCACAGUUGGCGGCAGCAGCAACGGCAGUCGAUCAUCAACCAUACACCACAACACAAUCACAUUGUCUCUCGCUCAACAACGGCUUCAUCCAUCCGUCGGAUCAUUCGGCAGCAGUUGCCCAUCCCCAACACGGUUCCAUGCUUACCCAACUAUCGCAUACCACACACAUGCGUAUGCCACCGACCCGGACGGGAGUCCUCUGUUGUCCUUCUCUGAAGUAACAAACACCUUGUUGAACCAGUAA
This is a messenger RNA of Culicoides brevitarsis, 2640 nucleotides long. RefSeq names its product aryl hydrocarbon receptor (gene ss). The record is from RefSeq and is a predicted model, not a curated record. The transcript is spliced from 10 exons. The coding region runs from base 1 to 2640 and encodes 879 amino acids. Lineage: Eukaryota; Metazoa; Arthropoda; Insecta; Diptera; Ceratopogonidae. Gene Ontology annotation, molecular function: nuclear receptor activity; protein dimerization activity; transcription cis-regulatory region binding. Gene Ontology annotation, biological process: regulation of transcription by RNA polymerase II; xenobiotic metabolic process; response to xenobiotic stimulus. Gene Ontology annotation, cellular component: nucleus; aryl hydrocarbon receptor complex.